UGUUUACACUAUGAUGUUUAUGUAAACUUCGCAUGCGCAAAUACUUGCUCGGCGUUUGCAUCAUUCGACAUUCGGAUUGAGAUAGAGGUUGUAUACGUCUUCCACUAACAGCCGAUUUUCAUAGUUAAGAAGGCCGAAUACCGAACAUGACGGAGAAAAUUACCAAUGGUUUCCAUGUUACGAACCUGAUUGGGGCGAAUGAUCGUCCCAAGGCGGGUCAGACGGGCACAUUUAAGGUGAAGGCCGGCCUUGCCCAGAUGGCCAAAGGGGGGAUCAUCAUGGACGUCACCAACGCGGAGGAGGCUCGAAUCGCCGAGGAGGCCGGGGCAUGCGCAGUGAUGGCGCUCGAGAGGGUUCCAGCAGAUAUCCGCCGGGACGGAGGUGUGGCCCGCAUGUCGGAUCCCAAGAUGAUCAAGGAGAUAAUGGCGGCGGUGACGAUACCGGUGAUGGCGAAAGCACGUGUGGGGCACUUUGCUGAAGCGCAGAUACUCGAGUCACUGGGGGUGGAUAUGGUCGACGAGUCCGAGGUGCUGACUCCUGCAGACGAAACAAACCACAUCAACAAGCAAGCCUUUACAGUUCCGUUUGUGUGCGGUGCACGUGACCUGGGUGAGGCACUGCGCAGAAUCGCCGAGGGAGCAGCUAUGAUAAGAACAAAAGGACUCGCGGGGACUGGUGACGUGGCGGAGGCGGUGCGCCACCAGCGCAUGAUCAAUAAGCAGAUCAAGAUGGCUCAGUCGCUGGACGCAGACGAACUCUACAGCUACGCCAAGGAGCUCCGUGUGCCCAUCGAUCUACUGCAGAAAACUGCGGAGCUCGGUCGUCUUCCGGUGGUGAACUUCGCUGCGGGUGGAAUAGCUACCCCGGCGGACGUGUCUAUGAUGAUGCAGCUUGGAGUGGACGGUGUAUUUGUUGGCUCGGGUAUAUUCAAGAGCUCGGACCCAAAGCCGCGGGCCGCUGCCAUGGCGCAGGCGGUGACCCAUUUCAAGGAUGCUAGAAAGCUGGCGGAGUUGAGUACCGACCUCGGACAGGCCAUGCUCGGUGAACCGCGAAACGACGCCAUCAAGAAGUAUUCGAACAACUGGACGCGCGGGGAAGCGGACCAAUCCAAGAUAUGGAACGCCACGCUCGGGACGCCGCAAAACCACGCGUCUUAUUAGAUGUGAGGGCGCGAGGGGGGGGGGGGGGGGGGGG
Molecule: messenger RNA, 1194 nt
Organism: Dreissena polymorpha
Lineage: Eukaryota; Metazoa; Mollusca; Bivalvia; Myida; Dreissenidae
Product: pyridoxal 5'-phosphate synthase subunit PdxS-like
Exons: 7
Coding region: 147-1160 (337 amino acids)
Biological process (GO): pyridoxal 5'-phosphate biosynthetic process; pyridoxine biosynthetic process; amino acid metabolic process
Molecular function (GO): amine-lyase activity
Source: RefSeq, a predicted model, not a curated record